Dendroctonus ponderosae (mountain pine beetle) is the source of this 2091-nucleotide messenger RNA. It is a transcript of the gene Rrp45, whose product is annotated as exosome complex component RRP45. NCBI's taxonomy places the organism in Eukaryota, Metazoa, Arthropoda, Insecta, Coleoptera, Curculionidae. The transcript has 8 exons. Gene Ontology annotation, cellular component: nuclear exosome (RNase complex); cytoplasmic exosome (RNase complex). The record is from RefSeq and is a predicted model, not a curated record. Gene Ontology annotation, biological process: nuclear polyadenylation-dependent rRNA catabolic process; U1 snRNA 3'-end processing; TRAMP-dependent tRNA surveillance pathway. Bases 133 to 1416 code for a protein of 427 amino acids.
UUUUUUCCAUUUCUAAAAUACCCGAAGGCCAGACACUAUACAGCGACCAUUUAACCUCUUCUACGGCAAACCGUAUAGUAUGUAGUCUGUGCGGCAAACUUAACCUACAAAUGUUUUGAAAACUUUGUGAAAAUGUCGCAUGUGAGAAAGACAAUAAUAUCUAACGCAGAAAAGCUAUUUCUGGUUAAAAAUUUAACAGAAUGGAAGAGACUAGAUGGAAGGGCUUUUGAUGAGUUUCGGGACCUAGAAAUCCAAUUUGGCAAAGAUUGGGGCUCUUGCUUCGUCAGUUUGGGAAAAACAAAAGUAUUAGCACAAGUAUCUUGUGAGCUUCAACUGCCCAAAGCCUCCAGGCCUAGUGAAGGCAUCCUGAGUAUCAAUCUUGAAUUAAAUACCAUGGGGGACCCGAAUUUUCAAGUCGGAAGACAAUCUGAAUUGAACUCCCAACUAAAUAGAUUAUUAGAGAAAUGCAUCUACGAUUCGAAGGCAGUUGAUUUGGAGAGUUUGUGCGUGAAAAUGAACGAAAGGGUGUGGUCAAUCAGAGUAGAUGUAAAUCUUCUCAACCAUGAAGGAAACAUUCUAGAUUGCGCUUCGAUAGCAGCAUUAGCGGCUUUGGCGCAUUUCAGAAGACCUGACGUGUCAUGUGAUGGAAUGGAGUUUAAAAUUCACAGCAUUAAAGAAAGAGAUCCAAUACCAACUGUAAUACAUCACUAUCCAGUGUGUAUAUCAUAUGCCAUAUUUUCUGGAGGAAAAUUCAUUGUGGCUGAUCCCACUUUAUUAGAGGAGAGAGUAGCUGAAGCAUUUUUGAGUGUUGGACUCAAUGCCUAUAAAGAACUAUGCGGGCUUCAUUUAGGUGGAAAAGCUGAGCUAUCCACCGACAUAAUCUUGGAGACCACAAAUAAGGCGUCGAAAAGAGCUGGAUGUGUAGUCGAAAUAAUUAAAGCAGCUGUAGAAAAAGACACGAACGACAAAUUAGCAAUGAAAGACACCGGAUUCCAUGUACUUGAAUCAAAAGAGCUAAAAGAAGAACCACUUGCAGCUUUGAGUGUGUGUUUAGAUCAUUGGAAGACUGCAAAACUCAAAAAGAAGAAACAAAAAAAAGUGAAAGAGGAAAAUGUUGACUCUAUUGAGAUGGAAACCGAUGAAAAGGGGUCAAUAAAAAAUCCUGACGUUAUAAUGAAAAUAGACGGCGGAACUGCCGAGUUAAUACCAAAUAACGAUGCAUCUAAUUGGAUUGUGGUUGAAAGCGAUGAAGAUCAACCUCCAAAUGAUGAUGUUCACAUCGCUACACAAAAAGUUGCAACCGUGAACCUGGAAAAUUCAGACAGCGAAGACGAAGAAAAGCUAGAAGUGCUCUUCCCUGAGCAGCAGAAGAAGUCAACAAAACGAUUAUCAAAGAAAAUAAAAGGUUCAACGUGACACUGAUUUUAUUUAGUUGCAAAACCACAUUUUUAUUACUAAUUCUAUAAAUUAUAAAAAUAAUUUUAUUUGAAUUGCAUCCAUUUAUAGUUCUUAAAUUAAAGCUACGACAUUACAAUAAUUAGAUUCUAGACUGUUUUAUUUUAGCAUUUUGAUGCAUCAUGUUUUGCAUAAGAAAAUCAUAUCAGAGUGUAAAAUAGAAGAUAAUAUUUUCUAAAAAUGUACCACAAAAACAUUUUCUACAACUUCAAAAAAAUUUCUGUCAUGAACAAUAGGUGCUCGUACAAUUUGCACUUUCAAGAAAAAAAGCUUUAUUCUAAAACUUAUUACAAACAUUAAAUAUCCAUCUCUAGGUUGUGUCGCUAUUGUUUAAACCAUUCUUCUGAUCCAGCUUAUUGCCGUUUGUUUUGACCGUGUAGAUAAAGAAGGUGACCACAUCGGUUUCCUUGACCGGUAUGGUUUUAAAGUGUUUCAUAAGAUUCUAUUGGAAAAAAUUGUUUCGGUAUAGCUUAACUUAAUCAAAAUUGAAAUAUCUAUUUGCAUUGUGAUUUUUCUUUUAUGAUUGUAUUGUUAAAUAAAACCCAAAUAGAUAAAAAGUUUCAAUCAAAUAAAAAAUAGAUUUAUUAGAUAUUGUAAAAAACGAAUUAAUAAAUGGUUAUUUACUUACAUCGGCAA